This is a messenger RNA of Blastocystis hominis, 657 nucleotides long. RefSeq lists its product as hypothetical. The coding region runs from base 1 to 657 and encodes 218 amino acids. The transcript is spliced from 5 exons. The record is from RefSeq and is a predicted model, not a curated record. NCBI's taxonomy places the organism in Eukaryota, Bigyra, Opalinata, Blastocystidae.
AUGACAUUCUUCCACUGCAUUAAUUGUCUUAUCUUGACGUAUGCUCCGCUUGUUAUUUUUUACCAGGCUUCAAACCUGAACAAAUUAAAUCAGUAUGGCUGCCUUAUUAAAUCGCUUGGAGUGUAUAUGCUCUCUUCGCUUGUGAAGAUGCUUAUGGCUGCGACAUUGGCAAAUGUGGACACCAGCAGCGAGCUCUCGUUGAUUAAUGAUCUGCUGUAUUCCUCUGUCAAUUUGGUGGAUGCAUUGGCGUUGAAGUAUCUUCUGAACAGCUACAAAUUCGAUUUUACGACUCGAUGGACGAUUGGCGAGGAAGUGUUCUCUCGAAUGAUGCCGCUGAUCUUUUAUUCCAGAAUGCCCGACGUGGACUAUAAAUGGAUCCAGUUCUCUCUGGACGCCACCUGCGAUCUUAUCUUUACAAUUUCGUUUAGCAUGUCGGUAUGGAUGGCAUUGUGUGCCAAGGGCAAAAUGAAGCCAACGGCCAACGAGUUCGUUCUGUUUGCGAUCCACAUUGUGAUGCCUGGCGUAAUGGCAUUCUUGAAGAACUUGGAACUUGGCGAAGGCUGGGUUUAUCUGAUAGUGCAUUUCGUGGCGAGUUUGCUUCUUUACGGAGUUGGAAGAUGUAUGUUUAAAAGCAAGUCAGAAGCUAUGAAGGCGUAG